CGGCGGUCGCUCGGACCAGCGCCAGUCGCCAGCCGACGCCGCCAAGGGGGGGUCGCGGUGGCGCCCGCUGCACGAGGCAGGUCUCGGCGGAUGUGACCACGCUGCAAGUCAUCAGUUAGACCAGCCGCGGCCGCUGCUCUGCCCUGGCAAGGUGGUCCACGUUAGUGUGCGGGGCGUCACGUGGCCCGGUGUCCAGGGAAUUCGGGAUGUCCAAGAACGGCGUGCUGGCAAAGGAGCCUGUCUCGGACGGAGCGGUGGACUACCAGAGACUCAUCCAGCUGUUCGAAUGUCCUGUGUGCCACGAGUACAUGAGGCCACCCAUACACCAGUGCAAGAAAGGACACGUUAUCUGCCAGAAAUGCCGACCCAAGGUUAAGGGCAUUUGUCCGUUGUGUAAGCAGCUGGUCGCCAAUCAGACCAAUCUUAUGAUGGAGAAGAUCAGCACUCUCAUCAAGUUUCCAUGCGUCUACGCGCCGAAGGGCUGCGACGAGCUGGUGCCGCUGCGCGAGAAGAGCCACCACGAGACCACGUGCGCCCGCCGACCGGUGCACUGCGAGUACGCGCGCCGCGGCUGCGGCGCCCUGCUUCCGCUGCGGGAUAUGACCGGACACGUGCGGCAGUGUCACUUCCGGCCGGCCUGAGCACGCCGCGCGCCACACUCGAAGUCACGCCCGUUCCUGUGUGUCGCUACGAACAGUCGAAAGCCUGGGUAUGGCAGACAUCUGUCCGGCCCGAAGCCCGGUUGCUAUGUACGUCCAAGGUCAGAAUCGUGCUGAAGAUCGUGAGACUCGUCCAAAGUCUCGAGGCGCAUCCAGGCUUGUGAGACUCGUCUAGUGCCACGAGACGUUCUGGUGUCUGAUGUCAGGUUGUGAACUGAAGUGUAACAGAAUAUCACCUACCGGCAUGUCGAGGCUUCCGCCAGAGCCUGCUUCGAGAGCAAAACCGUACAUCUGGGCGCAUUUUAGUCUCGGCUGAACAAACCAGACACUUAGGAAUGCCAGUGUGUCUCCAUGUUCCGGUGUCCUUCAUGAGUGAUGUUGCUGACCGGUUUGAUAGAUUUGUGCUUGCCGGGACUUCAA
Messenger RNA from Pollicipes pollicipes, 1079 nucleotides. RefSeq names its product putative E3 ubiquitin-protein ligase sinah. Gene Ontology annotation, biological process: multicellular organism development; proteasome-mediated ubiquitin-dependent protein catabolic process. Lineage: Eukaryota; Metazoa; Arthropoda; Thecostraca; Pollicipedomorpha; Pollicipedidae. Bases 207 to 641 code for a protein of 144 amino acids. Gene Ontology annotation, molecular function: ubiquitin conjugating enzyme binding; zinc ion binding; ubiquitin protein ligase activity. The transcript is spliced from 3 exons. The record is from RefSeq and is a predicted model, not a curated record. Gene Ontology annotation, cellular component: cytoplasm.